GUAAUUUUCUGGGAUACGUCGUUUUCGAACGAAGGCCGUUCGGUCCGAGCUCGAUCAUGGAUCCUGAAAAGUUUCCCUCUGUUAAGACAACCUCAACAGUUUUUUGCAUUUCUUUUACAGGGCUGCAAGAAUCAAGUUUCAAGUCAAAAAUGCCACAUCACAUGAGGACUGCUUACUAUUUUGAGACGUAGCAACAUGGAUGUGUAAGCUCAGGAACUCGAUUUAAUCUAUGUUGUGUAUUUGGAAAUCUUACAUCAUGGGCUAUAUACGAACGAACGCAACCAUCCGAGAGAUUGAUCUACUGAAGGACCUCUUCGAGACAAGAUGACAAAUUAUGUAUCUUUUUCAGGGUCCUUUCGUGCCCCUUCUUCGUCAUACAUGGUACCUUCGACUUGUGUUGGUUGUUAUUUCUCACUUAGACUCUGCCCUUUCGGUGAAAGACACGCACAUUUGUAAAUGCGAGGAUUUUCCCGUAGAAGACCGUCCGUUUGUAGCGAUAUGGAACGCCCCGACUGGUGGUUGUUCUGUCAACUACAGCAUCAACAUAAACUUGAGAGAUUUUGAUAUUUUAGAGAAUCCGAUGCAAAGCUGGGAUGGAAAGUUUGUUACGGUAUUUUACAAUGCCCAGCUCGGCCUAUAUCCUUACUAUACCAAUCCUGAGGGAACAAGAAGUUAUAAUGGAGGAAUGCCUCAGGUUUGUAAGGUUAAUGUUAUCAGUCAGAGCAAUGUUUAAUGUUUACAUCGUUUUGCUGCAGGUCAUUAAAUGAUCUUCCCUUGUAGGCAAAACAUGAACACGAUAAAAAAUAGACUUUUUCCCUACUUAUAGUUUUGCAUUACAAUACUAAUUUUUGUCUGAAGAUUAACAUAAACUGUGGACAACAGGUAGUCAUUAUAUUAGUAAGAGGAAAGUGUCAACUUUUAAACACUGCAGACUAGGUUAUAUUACUCAGACUUGCAAUUGCCACUAAAUACGUAUAUAUACCUGUAUUAAGAUUUCAUGUUAGAUGUAAACACUUUAAAAUGGUAAAAACAAAUAUUCAAGCUAAAUUACUAGUAGUAAAUUAAAAGAGUGAUAACUAGUUAAAAGCUAAUCAAGUUUAAUAUGUCUAUAGCAUAGUCAAGGAUGUUAUGGCAAUAAUGGCAGAGACAAGUAGAAACAGUUAUUGAUCAAAUGACAGGUUUUAUGCCAACAACCUCUAAACACCUUAAACCAUUAAAUUUUUUUGAUUUUGUUAGUGAAGAAAUACUGGGGCUUGAUUUUGUCAUAUUGAUACAGAACAAAUAAGGUUACUUUUGCAGGGUUAAAUUUAAUUAACAGGGUUUUUCGUUAAGAAUUCUAGUAGCAGGAGAAAAGUGUAGUGUUAGAGGAGAAUAUUUUGAAAGAGGCCCACAUCUGAGUAAAAAAAUUGUCAUAAGAUAUUGAACAUCAGCCAGAGAUGUUGCUCUGAACAACAUGGGUAAGAUAACACAGGGUUAGUAAGAAAUUUGAAUUCAGAUAUAAAAGCUUAAAAAGCAAAUUCAGUUUAAUUCCUUUGGUCUGCAAUUUGGUGAUUAGAUGCCUUAAAAAAUAAGGAAAAUUAUGCGAGGAAAUGCUAUUAAACAAAAGAAAAAGAAACCCAGGGCUCAUUUCAUAUACCCAUAUUUUUGUGGAGUACCCAUGCAGGGUUUGUACUGGCUCUCAUCCUGGGAAGUAUGUACCCUCAUCCCCUCUUAGUCCAGAUUUAUUAUUAGACUUACUCUCCAAAUUCAAACCCAUGUCUUGUUAAAAAUGGCAAAAAUACUAUAGCCUUUAAGAAAAACAGAAAAGUAUAGAGCUGUGUAAAUAUGAUAAUUACAGGAAAGAGCUCAUGUUUGGAUCCCAGGCAGUAUCCAUCACAAAGCUUGAACCAUCAGAAUGAGUUGUGUGUGCAAGAAUUUUUGUGCUUUGAACAAGGCAUCUCAGGAAGGAGGGAUACCAAAUAACAUCUUUGCUUCUAAUUUAUGUCUCACUCCCUAAUAUUGUUUUUAUUGAUUUAGCUUAUAAAUUUGCAAGCUCACCUCAGCAAAAUGAAAAAAGACAUUAUCAAAAAAAUUCCUGACCCAAACUACAAAGGACUGGCCAUUAUUGACUGGGAAGGAUGGCGGCCCACUUGGCAAAGAAACUUUGACUCCAAACGGAUUUAUCAGAGUAGAUCAAUUGAUAUUGUUCAAGACAAGAACCCUGAAUGGUCAAUGGAAGAAGUAAUUUGGGAAGCAAAAAAAGAGUUUGAAAGAUCUGCCCGUCUGUUCAUGGAGACCUCUAUAAAGUUAGCGACAACUCUAAGACCGAAAGGUCUCUGGGGAUUUUAUGGAUUCCCAGACUGUUUUGGUACCAGUGAGACAAAUUAUCACUGCUCUGAUGAGGUAAUAUACCGAGUAGAUAAUUAUACAGUGUUUAAAAAUUAACACAAUGUAUUUUAUAAGUGGAAUGUGAUCAUCCAGGUAAGUUUAGUCCUGAAUAGGACUGUUGUCAGUAGUAACUGACAUUUUCACAACCUCUGCAGUGGUCAUCUUUAGAGUCAAAAGUCCUAUUACUGUGUGUGCAAUGAUCUGUACUAUCCCAUUACUGGUAGUUUAAGUAAGGCCAACAGCCAUUGGGUCAGAGACUUUUGUUAAUAGUUAUGAUCAAACCGAUAACAGGAUCUUUAUUUUUGUUUUGUGUUAUUUUAGAACAAGGAAAUAAACGACAACUUGAAAUGGUUGUUUGCAAGCAGUACCGCACUUUAUCCUUCUCUCUAUAUCUAUGACAAACAACCUUGGAAUAAAGCAUUUGCAUAUGGAAGGUUGGAAGAGUCAUUUAGACUAGCAAGUUUGGUUUCAAAAGAGACUGAAAAAAGUUUGCCUGUGUUUCCUUAUUUUCGUCAUUUGUAUGAAGGAAAGCCACUGGAGUUUGACUAUCUCACUGAUGUAAGAAACAUUUCUCUUGUAUUUUAUUUUAAGUUAUUAUAGAGACAUAACAUGUAAUAAUAAUAAUAACAAUAAUAAUAAUAAUAAUAAUGAUAAAACACACAUAUUUCACUGAUAACAAUGGUAACUAUUAAAAUCCUAUUCACAAUUCAGAAAUUCACUUUAAAAAAAACUUUUCCAUCAAAACACUAUUUUCAAUUCCUUUCGUUUAAAAAAAACACUUAGUUUUGAUUAGAAAAAAUUCAUUUAAUCAAAAAAUAUAUAUUACAAUAAUAAUAAAAAAAGACUAAAGUUAUGAUAAUGAUAAUAAUAAUUAAUAACAAUAAUAAUAAUAAAAUGUUCUCUUCAGGUCUUUACACAUGUUGUGUUUAUGUUACAGGUCAAAAUUAUAAUAUUAUUCAGGUUUAAAUAUUUUAACAGGUCUAGGUUUCAAGGUUGUCAAUUUCCUUCAUUUCCUAGCCCUAAUUCGUGAAUAAUCAGGCCUUGGAGACAAAAGAAUUUGACAAUUAACCUAGGUUAACAAAUUUUAACCUGAAUUUUUUCAUUUUUUAUCAUAUUUGGCAGGGGCACUGCAACAGCAUGAGGCCAAGUACUUUUUAUUUAACUCGUAACAGUCCCCUUCCUUACACCACCAGGGACUAUGUCCCCUACUCUUUUCAGCAGUGUGGGUUCUUUUACAUCCCCUUCACGGCUGCUUGCUGUCAGUUCCUUUUGAACUGCCACCAAUGCUUGUCUAGUAAUUAGUAGACUUUGACCACAAAAUGGCUUGACUAGCUUCAAACAAGGUGGGUUUUUUUAGCAAAAUUCCUAGGGGAAGGGGGGUGGAGAGGCAGGUGGGUUAACCCUUGAAGUCCCAAUACUGAAUAGUGACCAACAUCAAUUUUCUCCUAACAACAUCCAUACAUAGUCAAGAGAUAAGGUUAUGAGAAUUAAAAAUAAUUAAUACUAAUAAUAAUUAAUUAUUAAUAACUUGAUCACUUACAGUCACGGCAGGUCAAGCAUACCCCCAAGAUUCUAUUAAUGAAUUGAUUAUUUGAAAAAUGAAGCCAUUAGUCGUUCCCGUAGCUGGAGUCAAAUUCACAUUGGCAUUCCUGCAUGUGUAAUGAGCAGUGAAUAUUUUACGAGAACUUCUCUGUAUUUGGUCAGAUUGAAAAUCUUUGAAUGGAUAGAAUUACUUCGAAGACUGCCAUUCAGGGUAACUGAGGUGGUAGAAAUUCCAUAUUAACUGCCUUGCAUGUGAAUUUAUGGCUCAUUAAGCAUGCAAGAAUGUAGAGACGAAUCUGUAAUCUACAACUACCAACGGUUCAAUUUUCGAAUAAUAAAUUUAUUAAUGAAAUCUUGGGGGGUACACUUGAACUGGCUUGACUGUAAUAUGGGAAACUUCUGUGAUCUUCUAUCAAAUAGAUUCUAACUCUCAACUAACUUUUUUGGGAAAAUGUAUGGAGGUCAGUCUGGAGAAUUAUUAUGUGGAUAUGAUUGGGGCUGAAAGGGUUUUGAAAAAAACAAGUUUAACCAAAGGUGAAUAAUUUUAUCAUCUGACCACUCUCAUCAGGUUGAUCUUCAAAACACUAUUGGCCAGGCUGCAGAUAUGGGUGCAGCGGGUGUGGUCAUGUGGGGGAACAGGCGAGAUGAGAACACCUCCCCUAAAGUCUGCCAAGAUAUUAAUACUUACAUAGAGACAAAGCUGGGGCCUUACUUUGAGUCUGUGAGACACAGCCAAGAAGAAUGCAGUGAAAACAAGUGUAAUGGACAUGGACGAUGUGUAGAUAAAAAAUUAAUUCCCUCACAAUGGAUAAGUGAGGAGCCAUAUUUGUACACUCAGACGUGUCAGGGGUUACCAAGAAAAUUUGACCCCCGCAUUAGAAAGGACAGCACUCUUCUUCAACCGGAAGGUACAAAGCAUUUGAUUUUUUUUAUAAGUUAUAAAUUGAAGGCUGUAUUGAUUAAGACCUCAAGUGACUCUUAAAUAGGCAAUAUUUUUAAGGAGAAAUUUAGCAGUUCAUCAGGUCUUCAACCAUGCUUUUCUUUAAUUUGUUGUUCAUUCAAGUCACUGACCACUGUAAUAUCAUUACCAUGUCAGGCGCAGAUCCACAUUGGUUUCCACCGUUUUACAGAAAUCAGUCAGAUUUUACAUAAUGGAUAUAUUUUAAAUAAAGAUGAAAAACUUUCCAAGUUGCAAGGCUUCAUCCUAGGAGCAUGGAACUGGCCAAUAUCCUGUUUGAAUGACUUAGAAACCCAGGAAAGGGGAUUUUAGGGAGUUAAAAUCUAAAAAAUUUCACGGGAACCAUGCCCCCCGGAUCCCCCCUAGAAGCUUGCGCUUUUGGCACUCGUUUAAGAAAUCGGUGGGCAUAUAUCCUGGAUCCAUGCCUGCAUGUCCCAGUUGCUCUUUUAGCAAUUCAAACUAGCUACCUCUUUCUCUUGACUGAGGGCAUAUUUCACUGAACCCUGCAUUGCAUAACAGGUGCCUGUUACACAGGCUAUUUUCACUGUGAAUAAGUAGAGAAUUUUUUUACCAUUAAAAGUCAAAUUAUUUAUAACCUAGAUUCAUAUUCACUACUGAAGAAAGAAACAAUUUUUGCACCAAAAAAAAAAACAUUGUUGGGCAGCAUUUCCUUGCAGGCUGAGUUAUCUCACAGUUGUUGUUUUUGCAGUCACCAUUAGAAUAUUAUAAUGCAGUACUUUUAUUUUGUACAGUGGAAUCUUGAUAAAAUGAAAGGCCAAGGUACUGGCAAAAUUUCUUCGCUAUAACGAGGUUUCAUUAUGUCGAGGUUAUUUUCAUAUAUGUUACUAUUACUUGGGGAAAGAGUAUCGGUCAUUAUACUGCUGACUUUGUUAUAUAGAGAUUUCUUAUAUUAUGAGUUUUUUUAAAAAAAAUCAUUUUUGUAUUUGCUUUUUCAAUUAUGUAGUUCCUUUUAGAUGCAGAAUUCGAAUGUAACACUAAACAUUUUAACCAUAUCAGAUGCAUUAAUAUCAACGGUUUUGUUCACGCUAGUCUUUUAAAUCUUUUAAUAUAAUGUGCUCUGAUUUGUUAGACCCACAUGGAACAAACCAACCACAAAGACAUGGCCUGAACUCUGUACAGAGACAGUACUUAAUAAAAGAGCUGAGAUUGCUCAAUGCUUCAGGAUCUACUAAAAAGAUUUUUCUUAAUUCUCAUCACAAAAACUCCUCAAAAGACUUUGUAAUGUUUGUACAGUCCACAUCAGAUUCAGUUACAGAGGUGAACAAAGCACCCAAGGAACAAAAAGGAUUCACUGCAGGCGGAGUUGUGGCUACAAGUGGUCUACAUUUUCACGAUCAGUUGACAGAAAGGUACAAAUGUAGGAAGUGAUCUCUUUUACAUCCAAUUCAGGAGCGCAUCCAGGAAUUUUUUAUGGUGUGGUGAAGGGGGCCGGGGGGGUGGGUGGUCCAAACUUCGGUUCAGAAAGGACUGUUGAAUUUUUUUGUGGAAAAUUUCUUCUCACAGAGACGACCACGUGUUUCUCAAUCUGUGAACGCCGGUCCCCGUUGGCGCGGGAGAUACUGCUUUGCGAGCAGGGCAAGCAGAUCAUAGAAGGGUACCCAAAAACAAUUACAUUUUUGAAUAUCACUGGAAUUUAGUUUGGUGACAAAAUGCAACGUGCGUUUCAUUAAAAAAAGCAGCAGUUAUAAAGUAAUAUAUGAUCCUUUCGAUGUAAGAAUUUCAGUCUCAAACAAGCGUCAGGUCUGAUAGGGGGAUCAUGACCCCCGGACCCUCCCUCUGCAUCCGCUACUGCAACUAGAUAUCGCCUUUGCGAUGGCCUGCCGUGAUAGUAGGUCGGCAUAGGCUCUUUGUCGUUGGAGCUCAAGUGACCUUUCUUGCGCUUAAAUUAUGGGUUGCAACUCUAAAACCGCCAUAAAAUUCAGUGGCUAUGGCUCAGGUGAUCGGACUCUUCUGGUGGUUUAGACGACAUAGCAUUCAUUAUUUCUGUUUAAGAAGGAAAGCUCAUAUACUAGGAAAUUAAGAAGAACUGAGCAAAGCCAAUUUGCUAGGAAAAGAAGUGAGAAAAUAGAACUGCGAUUAUUUUUUGCUUGUAUAGUGAUUAGGGUUAAGUAUUGAUUUUGAAUGGUUUUACUCACUGUUUUGGAAACUUCAUAUAAAUACCGUAAAUCCUCUUUUAAACCCUCCGGGACGGGGGGUGCAUAUUUAUUUCAAACACAUGGGAGGGGCUUAAUAGAGACAGGGGGCUUAUUUAAUUUAGCAAACACGAUGGUAUCAGUUCUCCAUAAGGAACUAGAUUACAAAAUGGAUAACCUUAGUAAGAGUUGGAGGUCAUGUACCCAAGGAUCAAAAACAAAUCCGAACUUCCAACUGAUGAAAAAAACAUCGCAGAUCAGUCCACGCGAAAUUUUACAGUCGUGAUUGAUUAAUACAGUCUAUCAUUUUAUUAGUGAAGAAUAAUAAUGGGGAGGGUAGGGGGGGGGCUCAAUAGAGGAUUUAAGGUACCUAAAAAAUAAUAAACACUUAAUGACUGGUCCCUUGGGAAACAGUUAAUUUUGUUUCCCGAGAAUCUCAAUGUUUCAUUGAGAUUCUUGGGAAACAAAACCUCGAAGUAACCAAUGAGAGCGCACCCUGUUGGGAAGUAAUUUCCAGCUAUAUAACAACGGCUGUUAAUAUCGAUAGCUCCUCAUAGUUUAGUGUAGAGAUAAAUGUACUAAACUGGGUUAAAGGAUCCCCGGCUUCUUUUAAUUUAGCUUUUUUUCUGUUUUCUUAAUUUUAAGUUUCCUGAGUGUGUAGGGUUCAUGAGGUGUCCGACCUCCUUGCGGACAUGUCGCUUCGAAGCCUUCUCGCUACAUAGUCAUUUUGCAACAACGUUGACUAAACAAACUAUUGUAGUUUAGCAGUUGUAUACCUACGCAGUCUACAGAAACAGACCGUACGCGAUCUCUAAUCUCCAAAAAAAGAAGAACAAAGACUGUUUAAUACAAAAAUUUAAUCAGCGCGAGUCGACUUUGAUCUGGAGCGAAAUGACUUAUAGCGAAAGGACUUUUUGUGAAACGACCGGUAACCGUUUGUGACAUACAACAGGUUUAAACUGAAUCAAAUCGCUUUUAACUCUAUUCAAAUUCUGAAGCCCAGUUUUAAUGUUUUGUUUUCAGCCCAAGUUUUACCCAGACAGUAGGCAAAGGAGCUGUUAACAAGCUGACACUUUGUAAUGGAUCCACAUCCGGGUCCUCAGACUGCGAGAUCAUGAAAGAAAGUCCCUCCACUUUCUCGCGUGGUUUCCACUUUCCACACACGUACGUGGUGUUCCUGUGCGUGUCGCUUGGCUCUGCACUUUUCGUAUCGUCCGCUUUUAUUAUGAGUUACUAUUACUGCAAUGUUCGAAAAAGAGUAACAAUAGACGAGGAAGACGACGAUAUUCCUCGCGGAGACUGAUCACGCGCUGCGAAGCGAGGGAAAAGCGCACUGAUCGACGAGAGAACAUUUCUCUGUCAGUUCAGCCUCUCAAGAAGGGAGCGUUAGGGUCCACAGUUUUUGCGGUUUUAGCCAUUUUUAGGAUAGGUAUUUCGGAUUUAUAAGCGGUACUCGUAUUUUCCUUUUGGGUUUCGGUUUUUAUCGAACAAGAAAAUUUGCCCAUUUGGCUUUCCUUUCUUCAUGUCUGCACAGGCUUCUCAGCCCAGUCCUGCCGUAUGUGAAGUGAAUUUAAAACGAACCGUGGUCUAAUGACAAGGGGUAGAUGUAGAGUAUACGUUUACCGUAAAAGCUCAAAAUAUAUACUGUUCACACUGUUGUGAAAAUUGUGAAACAGCCCCCAUACCUAAAGCCAGGAGGGAACAAGGACAAAAGUAUGCACCCUGUUUCACACAAUAUUUCACAAAAAUGUAGAGAUUUUACUGCCCAGAACCAUUUGUGAAAAUGUACAGGACGACCCGUAAGUUCUUUUAAAACUAGCGUGGGUUUUGUUUAUUUGGCAUGAUACUAAAAGCGGGAACGGGGAACGGGAAAAUGAAAAAUGGGAACAAAACAGAAUUGGAAAUGAUAUUACUGAUAGGUCUAGGGUUCAAGUUAGGUUUUGUUCCCAUUUUUCAUUUCUCCCGAUUCCGUUCCACGUGCUUGUUCCCCGCUUUCCGUUUCCCGUUUUAAUUACAUCCGUAAAUUUGUUCUUUAUAAUCGUUGACAUCUGCGGUUUUUCUGAUCAGUCUUUAUGGCGGUUUCGCCAGUGUGGGUUGAUAUAUUUCUUGGCGGUUUCGUUCAGUAUCCCCCUUUGCGAGUUACCCAACUGGAGUUACUGCAACUCGUAAUAUGUCUUGAACAGAGCUUUACCAGUAGAACCUUUGAUAUAUCAACAGAGCUUGAAAGAACGUAUUCUCAUGCUAGAAAGACAUCGACCACAAUUCAACGUUCUCUCCAUGUUUUGUUUAUUUUCAAAGUUGUUUUGUAUAAUUUUAGACUCAGAAAGGCGUAGAACUAUUGUUCACCGAAUUCAAGUCUUUAACCAAGCUGUUUAAUUGUCAGUGUCUGCUGGUAUAAGGAAUUUGGUGCUAUUUUUGGUUUUGGACUGAACAAGCUAAUACUCUAGUAGAUGUUAAUUGAGUGCGACCAGAGGAGGCCGCGAUGCUAUUCUCCAGGUUCCUAUUACGCAUGCGUGGCGUGUAUGUAACCAAAUUCGUUAUUUGGACUUCCAAACGAGUAAGUAAACAAGUGAGAAAGAAUGGAAUGCUUAGAACGCAAUCUGAUCGAUGACACUCGUUUGGACCUUCUAUCGCUCGUAUUUUGAUCACGCGCGUUUUGACCUUCUAUCACA
Porites lobata is the source of this 9692-nucleotide messenger RNA. The record is from the annotation of a GenBank genome assembly. NCBI's taxonomy places the organism in Eukaryota, Metazoa, Cnidaria, Anthozoa, Scleractinia, Poritidae.